Molecule: messenger RNA, 1249 nt
Organism: Pseudopodoces humilis (Tibetan ground-tit)
Lineage: Eukaryota; Metazoa; Chordata; Aves; Passeriformes; Paridae
Gene: PSMA5
Product: proteasome 20S subunit alpha 5
Biological process (GO): proteasome-mediated ubiquitin-dependent protein catabolic process
Cellular component (GO): proteasome core complex; proteasome core complex, alpha-subunit complex
Source: RefSeq, a predicted model, not a curated record
CGGCGCGGGCGGAAGUGCUGCUCGGGGCCGGAAGCGGUGUUGCAGCCCCCGGUGAGACCGCGGCGCUCCCGCUGCCCCUGGAACCCCCGAGCCCCCCCGGUACCUCCGGAGUCCCCGGGAUCCCCCGGAACCACCCGGCCCCACCGCCACCAUGUUUCUCACGCGCUCCGAGUACGACCGGGGUGUGAACACGUUCUCUCCGGAGGGGAGGCUCUUCCAGGUGGAAUAUGCCAUCGAGGCCAUAAAGCUUGGCUCCACAGCCAUCGGGAUCCAGACCUCAGAGGGAGUUUGCCUGGCUGUGGAAAAGAGGAUCACAUCUCCCCUCAUGGAGCCCAGCAGCAUUGAGAAGAUUGUGGAGAUCGACUCCCACAUUGGGUGUGCCAUGAGUGGAUUAAUAGCAGAUGCAAAGACUUUAAUUGACAAGGCCAGAGUGGAGACUCAGAAUCACUGGUUCACCUACAACGAGACGAUGACGGUGGAGAGUGUGACACAGGCUGUGUCUAACCUGGCCCUGCAAUUUGGGGAGGAAGAUGCUGAUCCAGGAGCCAUGUCCCGCCCGUUCGGCGUCGCUCUGCUCUUCGGAGGAGUGGAUGAGAAGGGACCCCAGCUGUUCCACAUGGAUCCCUCGGGAACGUUCGUGCAGUGUGAUGCCAGAGCCAUCGGCUCCGCCUCAGAGGGAGCCCAGAGCUCCCUGCAAGAGGUUUACCACAAGUCCAUGACGCUAAAGGAAGCCAUCAAAUCUUCCCUGGUCAUCCUGAAACAGGUCAUGGAGGAGAAACUAAAUGCCACCAACAUCGAGCUUGCCACGGUGGAGCCUGGGAUGAAAUUCCACAUGUACACAAAAGAGGAGCUUGAGGAGGUCAUCAAGGAUAUUUGAAAAAAGAGGGAGAGACCCCCCCAAAAGCUCAAACCCCUUCCCCAACCAAAGGAACUGGUCCAGUUCACCCAGCUCCUGGGACUUCCCUCCCCACAGCACCUGAACCUGCUGCUCCUGCCAGCUCCAGAGGUUUUUUUCUGUUUCUGGACAGAGCUGAGCUUUGCCUGAGGAGGGAGUGAAAUAAAUCAUUUUGUUACUCUAAAUGUGCUCCUCAGCAGGGGGGAAAGGUGGGAGGGCAAGGAUUUGGAGCUAAAAGUGGGGGUGGAUUGGGUCAGCAGCUGUGCCAAGGGCACUGCCAGCUCUGCUGCAGCAGCGAGUCUCCCUCUCGUGGUGCUGUCCAUGGGGAAAUCCAGGUGUCAUUCCACACUUCUU